This is a messenger RNA of Ipomoea triloba (trilobed morning glory), 2463 nucleotides long. RefSeq names its product loricrin-like. Lineage: Eukaryota; Viridiplantae; Streptophyta; Magnoliopsida; Solanales; Convolvulaceae. The coding region runs from base 1 to 2463 and encodes 820 amino acids. The record is from RefSeq and is a predicted model, not a curated record. The transcript has 4 exons.
AUGACGAAGCAUACAGCGCUGUGUAUAUUCUUCUUGGCGCUGAGCUUCGGAAUAAGCUUGGCAUCCCGGAGUAUUUUACAUUUCGGGCUUUUAUUUCCGGGUGGGGGUGGAGGUGGAGCGGGAGCCGGAGCAGGAGGCUCAGCUGGAGUCGGUGCUGGUGUUGGAGUCGGAGUUGGAGCUGGAGUUGGAGCCGGAGUUGGAGGAACAGGGGGAGCAGGAGCAGGAGGCGGUGCAGGUGCCGAUGGUAGAGCUUACGGUUCCGGUAGUGGUCAUGCACAUUUAGGCGCUACAUUAAGUGGACAAGCACAUGCAGGACUACAUGGUGCUGCCGGUGCUCAUGGAUACGGAGGAGGACAUGGUGGAGGAGUAGGUCAUGGAGGAUGGGGCGGAGGACCAUUCGGCGGUGCAGGAUGGAGAGGAGGACCAUUCGGCAGUGGUGGAGGAAGCGGUGGAGGAUCCGGCGGCGCUGGAGGAAGCGGUGGAGGAUCCGGCGGCGCUGGAGGAAGCGGAGGAGGAUCCAGCGGCACUGGAGGAAACGGAGGAGGAUCCGGUGGCGUUGGAGGAAGCGGUGGAGGAUCCGGCGGCGCCAGUGGAAGCGGUGGAGGAUCCGGCGGCGCCGGUGGAAGCGGUGGAUCAUCCGGCGGCGCCGGUGGAAGCGGAGGAUCAUCCGGCGGGGCCGGUGGAAGCGGAGGAUCAUCCGGCGGGGCCGGUGGAAGCGGAGGAUCAUCUGGCGGCGCCGGUGGAAGCGGAGGAUCAUCCGCUGGAGGAAGCGGCGGAUCAUCCGGCGGGGCUGGAGGAAGCGGCGGAGGAUCCGGCGGCACUGGAGGAAGCGGCGGAUUAUCCGGCGGCGCUGGAGGAAGCGGAGGAUCAUCCGGCGGCGCUGGAGGAAGCGGAGGAUCAUCCGGCGGCGCUGGAGGAAGCGGCGGAUCAUCCGGCAGCGCUGGAGGAAGCGGUGGAUCAUCCGGCGGGGCUGGAGGAAGCGGAGGAGGAUCCGGCGGCGCUGGAGGAAGCGGAGGAUCAUCCGGCGGGGCUGGAGGAAGCGGCGGAUCAUCCGGCGGCGCUGGAGGAAGCGGCGGAUCAUCCGGCGGCGCUGGAGGAAGCGGUGCAGCAUCCGGCGGCGUUGGAGGAAGUGGAAAAUCAUCCGGCGGCGCUGGAGGAAGCGGAACAUCAUCUAGCAGUGGGAAAGGAAGCGAAAAUCAUCCGGCGGCGCAGAAGGAAGCAGAAAAUCAUCUAGCAGUGCAGAAGAAAGCAGAAAAUCAUCUAGCAGUGCAGAAGAAAGCAGAAAAUCAUCUAGCAGUGCAGAAGAAAGCAGAAAAAUCAUCUAGCAGUGCAAAAGAAAGCAAAAAAUCAUCUAGCAGUGCAGAAGGAAGCGGAAAAUCAUCUAGCAGUGCAGAAGGAAGCGGAAAUCAUCAGAAGGAAGCGGAAAAUCAUCAGCAGUGCAGAAGGAAGCGGAAAUCAUCCGCGGCGCAGAAGGAAGGAAAAUCAUCUAGCAGUUGGAAGAAGCGGAAGCGGAAAAUCAUCCGGCGACGCAGAAGGAAGCGGAAAUCAUCCGGCGACGCAGAAGGUAGCGGAAAAUCAUCCGGCGGCUCAGAAGGAAGCGGAAAAUCAUCUAGCAGUGCAGAAGGAAGCGGAAAAUCAUCCGGCGGCGCAGAAGGAAGCGGAAAAUCAUCUAGCAGUGCAGAAGGAAGCGGAAAAUCAUCUAGCAGUGCAGAAGGAAGCAGAAAAUCAUCUAGCAGUGGGGAAGGAAGCGGAAGCGGAAAAUCAUCCGGCGACGCAGAAGGAAGCGGAAAAUCAUCCGGCGACGCAGAAGGAAGCGGAAAAUCAUCCGCGCGAGUGGCGAAUCAUCCGGCGGCACAGAAGGUAGCGGAAAAUCAUCCGGCGGCUCAGAAGGAAGCGGAAAAUCAUCUGGCGGCUCAAAAGGAAGCGGAAAAUCAUCCGGGGGUGGAUCUGGUGGUGGUAAUGCAGGCGCAGGAGGAGGAGCAUCCGGUGGCAUGCGGGUGUCGUGCGGGUGCUGGUGCGGGUGCUGGUGCUGGUGCAGGAGGAGGCGGCGGAGUAAACGGUGCAGGUUCGGGAGGUGGUGGUGCUCAUGGUGGUGGUCAUGCCGGUGCUCAUGCUAGUGCUAGCGCUCAUGCGGGUUUGUCUUUCGGGGCCCAAGCUCAUGCUCAUGCUCAUGCUCACGCCAGCGCUGCAGCAUACAGCGCUGUGUAUAUUCUUCUUGGCGCUGAGCUUCGGAAUAAGCUUGGCAUCCCGGAGUAUUUUACAUUUCGGGCUUUUAUUUCCGGGUGGGGGUGGAGGUGGAGCGGGAGCCGGAGCAGGAGCUCAGCUGGAGUCGGUGCUGGUGUUGGAGUCGGAGUUGGAGCUGGAGUUGGAGCGGAGUUGGAGGAACAGGGGGAGCAGGAGCAGGAGGCGGUGCAGGUGCCGAUGGUAGAGCUUACGGUUCCGGUAGUGGUCAUGCACAUUUAG